Chara braunii is the source of this 3764-nucleotide messenger RNA. NCBI's taxonomy places the organism in Eukaryota, Viridiplantae, Streptophyta, Charophyceae, Charales, Characeae. The record is from the annotation of a GenBank genome assembly.
AGGACUAUGUGAGAGGGGGGUGAGUUCUUUUCAUCUCAAGAGCCCGGCCACUCAGCCCCGGGCCCGGACCCAACAAUGGCUGGGCCAGGCGGUAACUUUGCUUACAUCGACAGGAAGGUGGCGCARAUUCCGUCCAAGUAUGACGGAAAGGACGACGUCGAGUCUUGGAUCAGCUCUAUGCAGUCCUACUUUGAUGUAUUGGGGACACCCCCGUCCACUCAGUCAUCUAUCCUGGGGACCAAUGUGGAGCCCGUCGUGCGGGGUUUCCUAGAAACCCAAGCUGUCCAAUCAGGCUAUAAGAGAAUAGACUUGAACAAAUGGCUGAAGGCUACGCCUACUACCACACUUGAGGAUCUCUUGAUCAAGCAAUAUGCUGAUCCACAUGCUGCAGCUAAAGCAAGACUCAAGCUUGACAAGCUCAAGCACAACAAGUGGACCGACACCAUGCACAGUCUGCAGCAGUAUGUCAGUAAACUCUUUGCUACUCCGGAUCUGGAGAUGACUGCGCAAUCUUGCUUGGAUGUGAUAAAAGGUAUGCGCACUACCUUUGACGUUGAUCGCACAAUCACGCAUGAAUUGAACUUCUAUGUCCUUGAGCAGUGUCCCUUCGACGCGGUUAUUGGCUUGGGCUGGUUGCAGGCCCAAUGUGAAAGAACCACGUGGAAGGACUCACAAUUCAUGGUCAAAGAUGCCAUGGGGAUCGAGCGUCCCGUCCUCUUGGAUGAGCCGCCCGAGUCCCAAGUGACCUUUCUCAAUGCAAUGCAAUUCUGCAAAAAGUGGCGCAGGCGCAAAACUGAUGAGCAAUUGUAUAUAGCCUUUGUUAGGCCUGCUCAUGUGCCUUCUAUUUUUGCUGUACAUAGUAAUGCUACUCUGCAUGCUGUGUCCACCUCGGAUGCAAGUACUUCUACCUCUACUAAGUCCAUCUCUAGUCCAAAUGACUCUACUUCUAAUCCUGUUGUUUUUGGUGCACCUGUACAAACUAACAUGCUUGCUCCUGACAGUGAUAAUCCCCCUCCGGAAAUCCCACCGGAAACUCGUAACCUUCUCAACCGAUUUCCUGACGUCUUGGCCGAACCACAUGGAGUCCCCGUGCGUCCGGUCCGACACAGGAUCGAGUUGAUUGAAGGUAGCACUCCUCCAAAGGGUUGUGUCUAUCGAAUGGGCUCAGGCGAAUUGGAGGAGUUGCGAAGGCAGAUUGAUGAAAUGAUUGGGAAGGGAUGGAUCAAGCCGAGUGAGUCGGAGUUUGGUGCACCGGUGCUGUUUGUCCCUAAGAAAGGAGGUAAGUUGCGGAUGUAUAUUGACUAUCGCGGGUUGAAUCGGAUCACGAGAAAGAAUGCAUAUCCUUUGCCACGUAUCGAUGAUUUGCUUGAUGCUGCGGGUGGGUGCAAAGUCUUCAGCAAGAUCGAUCUCAAGUCUGGCUACCACCAGAUCGAAGUCGAUCCUGCGGACCAGCACAAAACCGCAUUCAAAACUCGCGAUGGGCUGUACGAGUUUACCGUCAUGCCCUUCGGUCUCACGAAUGCGCCAGCCACCUUUCAAAGUCUCAUGGACAAAGUGUUCCGCCAUCAGAUUAACCGGUUUGUUGUUGUUUAUCUGGAUGACAUACUGAUCUUCAGCAAAUCGAUGGAGGAGCACAUGAGACACCUUGAGGAAGUGAUGCAAAUCCUCAAGGACGCGCAGCUCCAUCUCAACUUGGAGAAAUCUGAGUUUGGGAGGGACAGCGUCAUAUACCUUGGACAUCGGUUGUCUGCUGCAGGCCUAGAGCCCGAGGCAACCAAGGUUGAGGUAAUCCAAAAGUGGCCCCAACCUGCGAAUGUCCGCGAGUUGCGUUCUUUUCUUGGUCUUGCGUCGUACUACCGUAAGUUUGUCCCUAAAUUUUCUAUCAUUGUCUGUCCAUUGUCUAGACUAACAAGCAAGAAUGUGUCCUACGCAUGGAAUGAAGAAUGCACGACAGCCUUUGAAGCAUUGAAAGAGGCUUUGGUGAGUCAUCCGGUGCUCCGCAUUGCAGAUCCCAAGCUUACAUUCGUAGUAACUACGGAUGCGAGUUUGUAUGGGAUUGGUGCAGUGCUGCAGCAAGAUGAUGGUGAUGGUUUACGUCCGCUGGAAUACUACAGCAAACGCAUGCCCAGCCACAAGGUAGCUGUCUCCACUUACAUGAGAGAGCUCUAUGCCUUGAGAGAGGCACUAGACCAUUGGAAACACUACCUCUUGGGUCGCCAUUUCAAAGUGUUCUCCGAUCAUGAGACUUUGAAGUGGAUUCAGACACAGAUAAACCCAUCAACUACGCUGACCCGCUGGCUGCAUGAGAUUGAUGUGUAUGAUUUUGAACUAAAACACAAGAAAGGCUGUUAUAAUCGUGUUGCGGAUGCUUUGUCUCGCCACCCUAAGUACAUGACUUGCCUAGUGGGUUCCUACGAUCUUCGCAAGGACUUACAAAAGGAACUCAUUGAGCACACUGCCAAGGAUCCGGAACUCAGUCUCAUCCUUCAGCAGAUUCGGGUUGACCCUAGUAGUCAGCCUGAUUUCCAUGAAUGUAAGGGCCUUCUCUUCCGAUGCUACARUAAGCAUGACCGGUUGUGUGUACCCAACCAUGAGCCAAUCAUCACUCACUUCUUGGAUUUGGCUCAUGGCCGGAGUGGACACUUCGGUGUUGAGAAGACAUACGGGAUUCUGUUGGAAAGGUUUGUGUGGCCUGGAAUGAAAAGAAUGACACAAAGAUUUGUGGCUGAGUGUGAAGUUUGUCAGCGCAUUAAACCGUCUCGGCAGAAGCCCUAUGGCCUGCUGCACCAUCUUCCUAUCCCUGAUGGCCCGGGUGAGUCUGUUUCCAUUGACUUCAUAAACAUGGGGAAGAAGAGCAGAAACGGUUAUUCGCAAGUGAUGGUGAUCGUUGAUCGGUUUUCGAAAUUUCUAAAUCUGAUUCCCUUGCCACCUCACGCCCCAACUGACCUUGUGAUCGAUGAGUUCAACAAAAGGUACGUGCUACAUUAUGGCCCCCCGAAAACUCUCGUGAGUGAUCGAGACACCAGGUUCAUAAGCGCAGAUUGGAAAUAUUUCACCUCCCAGACCUAUGACAUGAAACUCAAGAUGACGUCUGGGCGACACCCCGAAGCCAAUGGACUGGCGGAGGAAAUCAACCAGACCGUGAUCCAGCUUCUCAGGGCUCUAAUUGUACCUGAUCAGAACUCUUGGGAUGAGGAGUUGCCGAUUGUGCAGGGGUUGUACAACAACUCCAUCCACUCCUCCACCGGGAUGACUCCUAACCGACUGCAUCUUGGAUGGAAAAUCCGCAAUCCUCUAUCUUAUCUGUUUCCGGAUCAGCCACCUGGCCUAACACCUGGCCAGCCAGGCUACAGCGCCAAGUUCGAUCGCCUACUCAAAGUUGUUGUCGCAACUAUGGAGAGGCGACGCAGGGCCAUGAUUAAACAUGCUAACAAGAAGCGCCAGCCUGCACCAUUCACAGUGGGAAGUUAUGUCUGGGUCAAAAUGUAUGAGUUUUCUAAAAAAGAAGGUGUCUCACGAAAGCUUCUUCCUCAGUACUACGGUGUUGGGAGAUAACCCGGGGAGGGGCUACCUACUAUUCGCUGAAGCCAUGGGCUACGACGCCUGUCACUUCGCCGCGCCCGCUUCCGAGGUCCUCGGCGACCAGUAGGGUUUGUCUCUCGUGUGCCCUGUCGCGCACCUUGUUAGUCGGCAGGUGAUUAGAGAAGGUUGCGUAGGACAAUUGUUUUUACAAUAAAGCGGAUAAAUCAACGAAAUUGUUAAGC